AUGGCGGAGUAUGUAGUCAGGCCGCUGGUAUCCAUGUUGACAAACAAGGCGUCCAGCUACCUGCUGGACCAGUACAAAGUGAUGAAUGGCAUGGAGGAGGAGCGUGAGACCCUGAAGCGCAAGCUUCUGGCGAUCUUGGAUGUCAUCCAAGAUGCGGAGGAGAAAGGAGCUUCCCGACCUGGAGUGAGUGCUUGGCUCGAAGCACUCAAGAAGGCAGCCUAUGAGGCGAACGAUGUCUUCAACGAGUUCAAGUACGAGGCGCUCAGGCGUGAUGCCAAGAAGAAGGGACACUACAAGAAGCUUGGCUUUGACAUCGUAAGCCUCUUCCCUGCUCACAACCCCAUUGUAUUUCGUUACAGGAUGGGCAAGAAAUUGUGCAGGAUUGUGCGCAAAAUUGAGAACCUUGUCAGAGAGAUGAAUGACUUUGGAUUCAACCAAACUCAGCAAGCACCACCAUCCAACCAGUGGCGCAACACAGAUUCCAUAAUAAUUGACUCUGAGAAGGAUAUUGUCAGCAGGUCCAGAAACGAAGAGAAGAAGAAGAUCGUUGAUAUAUUGAUUGAUCAAGCUGGCGACAGGGAUCUCAUCGUCCUUCCCAUUGUUGGAAUGGGCGGGCUGGGCAAGACCACCUUUGCUCAGCUUGUUUACAAUGACCCUGUAAUCAAGGAGCAUUUCCAGCUCCAGAGGUGGUGUUGUGUGUCAGAUGAUUUUGAUGUUGUGAAGAUUGCAAACAACAUUUGUGAGACCAAUGAGAUCCAUCGUGAAAAGGCAUUGCAGAACCUUCUGAAAGAAGUAAGUGGGAAGAGAUACCUCAUUGUCUUGGAUGAUGUAUGGAAUGAAGAUGCUGAUAAGUGGGAAAAACUCAAGACCUGUCUGAAGCACGGUGCCCAGGGUAGUGCAAUACUGACGACCACUUGUAAAGCGCAAGUAGCACAAAUUAUGAAGUUGUGUAUUGGUGAUAGCCAUAAUCUUGGAAAUCUAGGUAAAGUAUUUCUGAUGGAAAUAUUUGAGAAUAGAGCAUUCUGUUUGCAAAAGCCAAAGGCUGCUGAGCUAAGUGAUGUGGUUGAAAAGAUUCUGGACAGAUGUGGAGGCUCUCCUUUAGCUGCCAAAGCCUUUGGAUCUAUGUUGAGUAACAAGACUAGCAUGAAAGAAUGGACGGCCAUACUAGCCAGAAGCAACACUUGCAACAAGGACACAGAAACUUUUCUUGUACUCAAGCUCAGCUAUGAUGACUUGCCAUUACACUUGAAACAUUGCUUUGCUUUUUGUGCAAUAUUUCCCAAAGAUUAUGAUAUUGAUGUGGAAAUUCUAAUCCAGCUAUGGAUGGCACAUGAUUUCAUACCACUAAAGGAUGGUGACAAUCUUGAAAAGGCAGGCAGAGAAAUUUUUGACGAGCUAACUUGGCGAUCAUUCUUUCAAGAGGUCAAGCUAAACCCCCUAAAACUGAAUCUGAAUGCAAAAUACUGGGGGGAGAUCCGUUCUAGAACAGUAUGUAGGAUACAUGAUCUUAUGCAUGACAUUGCCUUGUCUGUUAUGGGAAAAGAUUGUCUUACUAUAGUUGACAGGCCUAAUGAAAAUGAGUUGUUGUCAGCAGGCCCUACUCGCCACUUGUUCUCAUCAUAUAAGUAUAUCCAAACUCUUUUGGAUGCUUAUCUGAAGAAACACUCUCCUGCUCUUCAGACACUGUUGUAUACAGAUAGCUUCACUCGUGGCUCGACACCUCAUUUGUCGAAGCACAGCCAUCUGCGAGCAUUGCAACUCUUUGAAGAGUGCAAAUGGAAAAAGGCACCCCAACCGAGGCACCUACAACACCUGAGGUAUCUUGAUCUCUCAAAGCACCUUUAUAUGAAUGAACUUCCCAAGGAAAUAAGCACACUGUAUAAUCUACAGACCCUUAAUCUUACUGGUUGCCGGAAUCUUGGUCGACUUCCAAAGGAUAUGAAGUAUAUGACAAAUCUCCGCCACCUCUAUACAAAUGGAUGCAUAUCAUUGAAGUGCAUGUCUCCAGACCUCGGGCAACUCACUUCUUUGCAGACCCUAACAUACUUUGUGGUGGGUUCUAGUCCUGAUUGCAGUACUAUUGGAGAACUAAGGGAUUUAAAUCUUGGUGGUGAAUUAAAACUUGCUGGUCUUCAGUAUGUAACUGAACAAGACGCUAAAGCAUGCAGUCUUGUAAAUAAAGAGAAACUCACACAUUUAUCUCUUGAAUGGAGCGAUGAUGGCAGUGAAGAAGAAGAACUGGACCAGCACAGGAAUGUGCUUGAUGCUCUUAAACCUCAUGUUGCACUGGAGUUUUUACAAAUAAACUCCUAUAAAGGUAUUGGAUUCCCAGCAUGGGUGGCAGAUCUUACUUUACUGCAGCAUUUGACCAAGCUCCACCUAGAUGGUUGUACAAUGUGUGAGGAAUUUCCGCAAUUCAGUCAAUUUAAGGCCCUUGAAGUUCUUGUCUUGAAAAGGUUGAAGAAGCUGCAAAGCCUAUGUAGUCACAAUGCAUCUGCAGCAUUUCCAGCAUUAAAAGACCUCAUAUUAAAACAUUUGGAGAUUUUUGAGAGAUGGGUGGCAACAGAAGGAGAAGAGUUAACAUUUCCUCUACUUGAGAAUGUUAAAAUUAAGGACUGCCCAAAGCCAACUCUAGCUGAUGCACCAAAACUCAAAGUUAUAAAGGUAGAAGGAGGCAAGGCUCAACUAUCCUUAUCAAUACUUGGAUCCAGGUACAUGUGUUGCUUGUCUGAAUUAUCCCUGUCAGUCAGUGAUACUGAAGCAACACCAACACUGAAGCUUGAUCAGGAUUGUGAAGUAUCUCUUUUGAAAAUGUCAUUAAAUGGUUUCAACUUUUUGUUCCCCUCAUGCGCAUCACAGCCAGCAGUUGGGGUCUGGAAAUGCUUUGGUCAGCUUUUGGAGUUGAAAAUUGGCUCUUGUGAUAUGCUCAUCUACUGGCCUGAAGAAGAGUUCCGAAGCUUGGUAUCAUUGAAGAGUUUCUGCAUUGAGAACUGCAGCAAUCUAACAGGCCCCACCAAUGUGACAGGAUACCAUACUCGAGGAAGGGAUCAACUCCUGCCAAAUCUAAAAGAUCUAUCCAUAUAUGAAUGUGGAAGCUUGGAAGAGCUUUUCGUUCUUCCCCGAUCUCUCACGAGUAUUGGCAUUCGAGACUGCGGUAGUCUGGAGUCCAUACUGGGGCAGGAUAACAGAGAGUUGGAGAGUGUACAACACUUUGAUACAACAGUAUCGUCAGAACACUGCAGUACAAGUAUGCCAGAGCAAUCACCUUCACCCAGAAUUAAUUCAUUGCCAUUUCUCGGGUCAUUAUAUAUAAAUGACUGUAACAAUCUUCGUUUUGUGCCAGCGCAAUUGGAUGCACUCGUAUAUCUGUAUAUUAAGGCUUGCAAUGAUCUGGAGUCGCUGGAUUGUUUGGGAGACCUACCGUUAAUGGAAUCACUACAUCUUGAGGGAUGCAGACAUUUGGUAUCUGUACCAGGUAGUGAUGGGAACUACCCAGCCCUUCGGAUGCUAACUAUCAGAUACUGCCCAGCUAUAAAUAUGAAGCCACUUUAUCGGUGCCUCCAGCAACGGCUCGGUAGCCUUGAAACCAAGGAUCUAUCUGAUGCUAGUUCACGUGAUCCUGAAGAAGUUUGA
Messenger RNA from Triticum dicoccoides, 3633 nucleotides. RefSeq names its product putative disease resistance protein RGA4. Gene Ontology annotation, molecular function: ADP binding. The coding region runs from base 1 to 3633 and encodes 1210 amino acids. NCBI's taxonomy places the organism in Eukaryota, Viridiplantae, Streptophyta, Magnoliopsida, Poales, Poaceae. The record is from RefSeq and is a predicted model, not a curated record. The transcript has 2 exons.